Molecule: messenger RNA, 5848 nt
Organism: Melopsittacus undulatus (budgerigar)
Lineage: Eukaryota; Metazoa; Chordata; Aves; Psittaciformes; Psittaculidae
Product: receptor activity-modifying protein 1-like
Exons: 4
Coding region: 5087-5791 (234 amino acids)
Biological process (GO): regulation of G protein-coupled receptor signaling pathway; protein localization to plasma membrane; intracellular protein transport
Cellular component (GO): membrane; signaling receptor complex; cell surface
Molecular function (GO): coreceptor activity
Source: RefSeq, a predicted model, not a curated record
UUUUAAAAAGGGUCCUGGUAUUUGUGCUACCCACAUUACUAUAAACCAAAGACAAAAAUAGCAGUCAGCAUUCUUAAGGUCACACAGGACACAAGAAAAAUCCCACAGACCAGAGCUAUCUCUGUGCAACAAGAACUCCAGGUGGCACAGGAGAGGGAACAGGAACAAAUACAUGGAAAAUGGGUCUGGAAGGGAUCUGAAAGUGCCUGCCUUUGUCUGCAGCAGAAUGGGAUCUACCAACUCCCUGGCAGGUGCCUGCCAGGCCAGCACUUUGAGCUCCCACAGCCUGCUUGGAUAACACCCACUGCUGCUCAUCUCACCCCGACAGGGUUUUCCUGAUGACUCAUAUUUUCCUCACCACACUCUAAACUGGCAACUUCUUAUCCUGUCCAAGGGGAUGGUGAGAACCAACUGCAACCACUGCUUUCAAGGACCAGAACCUGCCCAGCUGGUCACUACCCUCAGCAACAUGUUAACCAGCAGGCAGGGCAGGAUGGAAAUGUGACCACAGGAACCCCAGUUACUGCAGCCAAACCCACCUUCCACUGCAAUUCGCUUUCUUUUCCUUGUGACUGGCAGCUCCUCUUUCCCAUCCUCCUGUUUAACCUCAGAAUCAUUGUGUCCUUCCUCCUCCUCGUCCGAGUACUGGUUGAGCGCAUUCACCAGCUCCAGGAACACUGCAUCGCUGAUGAGGACUGACCCUGAAAUCAUUUCUGAAACACAGAGAUGUCAGCCAGCUCGUGGCAGUGCCAUCCUCUUCCACCAUCCUCAAGGGGGUAAAUCACAAGCCAGGACCACUCAGUUUUGAAGGGACAGGAGGGAUGUUAACGCUAGAGAGUCACAAGAGCAGCGUGCAUCAUUUGUGCCAUCUGAAGACAGGACACCCCAGCUUUCCACUGCUCUCCUCGCUCCACACAGUUUUAUGAUGGGGUAGGCAGCGCUGCCUUGCACUUCUGAAAAGCCUGAGUAGAGCCUUGACUGAGGGCACAAGCAAAGCAAAGCUCCUGAGCUCCUUCUACCAAAUUGUUCAGCAUCUCAGAGCCCAUGAAUUCCUGUGAACAACAGCUCCAGAAGAAGAGCCUAGAACAGUACAGGGUAUUGAAAGGCAGGACCACAUCCUUGCAAGCUAGAGCAGCAGGCAUGCUCCUGGUUUUCUGCUCUACGAGCUCCCACAGCAAUGCUGGUUACUGCUGCCACCUUUUGACUUCUUAACUACUUUGAGAUGUUAUUCACAGGAGACUGAACCGGCAGUGCUGACUGUUCUUACCUUCCUCUCCAUGGACUUUCCCGUCAUAGUUAUUAAUGAGUUCUUCAAUGAAAGUUUCAUCCUCUUCCUUCACCUCAUCUCCCAUGUAAGGGAUAUUGCACAGAACAGUUUCAUCCUCCACCUGCAGAGGUCAGAUACAACUCAGAGCAGCAGCACCUGCAGCCUGGUCAAGGCUCCUCCUGCCCAUGCAGACCCACAGCACAAAGCAAAGCUUUACCCUCCCAAGCUGCAAUUUCAGAUGCCUCAUCCCUGAUAUUUCAUUGUUAUCCCGUGCCAGCAGCAUCAACCUGACCCCUGAAAGUGCUAUUUGCCUUAAAAAAGAAGAGCAGUGCCUCCAGUGCUUGCAGAAACCCAGAACAACACACGCUGCCAGCAAUAACAACCAAAAAAUGCCAGAGAAAUUGUGUUCAGGCAGAGCACAGAGCUGGAACAGCAAAAGGCAAACCGGUAACUCGCUCCCAGAGGAACACAGCCAAAGCUGAGGAGCUGUUCUCAUGUUAACCACAGCAGCAAGGACACUGGCUCUCCAUCACCAUGGCACCACUGGCUGGCUCUGCGUUACAGUCACUGCUCUCACGCUGUGCCCUGGUGUGACAGCUGCACCGCAGGGUGCAGGAACACAUCCACACCCCAGAGCAGGCAAAGAGCCAGGCUGGGCACAGGCCAACUGCUUGCUUAACAGGUAAUCUUAACAACAUCCCACCAAAACCUGCAUUAAAUCACUCGCCUUUCUUCCACCACAGAGGAGCUAACCCUCAGUAGCACCCUUACAAUGAGACCAGCAGGGUAAUCCAGCCACAAAGGGAAGGACCUGCCUAGGAAAUAAACUCUUCAUUGAGAAAGGAAGAAAAAUCUUAAGGGGAACACAAAACCAAACCAUCAAGCAACAAACCAUAUCUGCUCCGUGGAUCCUCUGAAAUAACAGUGACCCUACCAAGGAGUCAGGUAAGACAGCACAGAUGCAAGGCUGUUUUAUGGGACACAACAGAACAGACAGCCAAAUGAACAGUUUCCAUCAUCUUUAGAACUUGUUUAAAACAAGUGGGUUGAAGAAGGCCCAAUCACUCCACAGCCACAUCACAACUACACACAAACUGUCCCAAGCCCUUGUGCCAGAGCCUCCCUACAUACCAUGAAGUUCUGCUGAAGAGGGGACCAGGAGUACAUAAUGGGCACCAGUGCCACCGUGUUCAGGGUCCUCAUGUACAGCGUCUGGCUGGGAAACCCUGGGAAGAUGCUCUCAACUGUACACUGGAACAGGAGGACAGAGAGGAGCAGUGAGGAAACAACCAACCCUGGGGGCACAGCUCCCUGCAGAGCCCUGCUUCCACUCCACACUCUGCUGCUGAGCCCCUUUGCCUCUCCACCUGCUUGAGGAAGGGGUGCCCACUGACAGGCUUCAUCAGCUGCACCGGCUGCACACGGAGCUUCUUCCAGUCUUCAUUCAGGAUCUGAGUCUUCUCAUGAACCUUUGCAAAGUUGGCCACAAACAGAGCCUGCAGUGAGGGAAAGCAGCACUCAGAGCUCAAGAAACCACACUGAGAACACAAAAACCCUUCACAAGCUAUUGGUUUGAAUAUCAGACGCAUGUACAAGGCAGAGCCUCUCAAACUGAUGCUACCUGUUAGAAGGAAUUCGAGUUAAACUCAGCAUUGGUACAAAACCCUGCUGAAAACGCUCCCAACAACCAGCAGCGUUUGGUACCUCCUGAUCCCAGCCGACCUCCUCUAAAACCCUGCCUGUGAGGAGAGGAGCAGCAGAACCCCCUGAACCCCCAGCAGGAACACUUUAAAGACCAAGUGGAGAUGAGUCCCCUUUGCUGCAGCUGCACAAGGACCUCACCAGCACAACACACAACAGCGCACGAGGAGAGCAGGAUCCCUUCCUGCCUCCCCAGCUUACAACUGGGGUACAGCUGAGCAAUCCCCACCUGAGAGCUGCACCCAGCAGACUCCCCUUCAGCCAGAGCAGUCCUCACCUUAGCUCCCAUGUUCGCCUGGAACCUCUUGAGCUGCCGGAGGCGCAUGUAUUCGGACUUGACUUUCCUCUUCCAGUAAAUGAUGCACUUGGACGUUGGAGGAGAAGCGAUUUCCAUUUUCCUGCAGAAGUGCGGAGGGAACGAGCAUCAGAUAACGGUGAGCUCACCCCGUCCGAGCGCUGCCGGCACGGACCCCACGGCACCGCGGACGGGAAGAGCCCGGUAACCCCGCACCAGUUCCUGUCUGCGCGCACGCAGAGCGCACCGAGGCCCCAGCAGCCCCGUGGGCGCCGUGCGCUGACCGAGCCCGGCCCCGGCUCCCGAGGAACCCCCGGCCUGGAGCGGCCCCCGCACCCGAGAACGGACGGGAUGGACCGGACCGGACCGGACCCGGCCGGAGCCGGAGCCGCCGGUGCGCUGAGAGCCCGGCCUCGGGCCGCGCAGGUCUGAGCGCUCCCCCCGCCGGCCGGGCCCGAGCCGCUCCCCGCGGGGCCGCUCGGCUGCGGCAGUGACGAGCACCGGAGCGGACCGAGGCCUCCGGUGCCGGGGAGCGGGGAUCGGGCCCCGGAGCACCCACUCCUACCGGUACCGCGGAUCCCCUCGGGCCCCGCACUCACUCCUCGGCCAUCCCGCCGCCCCUGCACGCCUGCGCAUGCGCCGAGAUGGCCCCGCCCACCGCUAGGUGCCCCGCCCCUGGAUAGCUCCGCCCCUCACGAUAGCCACGCCCCCCGCGCAGCGCCGCCGCCUCCGGUACUGGAGGGCUCGGGCACGCGGGCGUACGGGCACCGGAGUGGCAGGGCCGUGGGAGGGCUGUGGUUGUCCGGGUAUGGCCCAGAGAUCCCCAGCACCGGCUGCGGGGAACGGGCCGAGCCCGGCGCUUCCGAGCCCGGUGCCCGCACACGUUCGGGUCCGUCUGGCCCCGUCUCCCCCCGGGCUCUGCCAGGCCCUGUCCCCGUAGCUCCCGUCCCCGUCCCGACUCUGCCGCAGUCCCAGCACGGCGGGAGCCGGGACCGUCCUCCCCGAGAGGCAACCCCGGCUCCGGUGGCCCCAGCGGCCAGGGCCAGGCCCGGAGAGCCGGGGGACGUGGGUGCCGCAUCCCUGUGCGGCUAUGGCGGUGCUGGUCCCCGCGGCCGGGCGGGCCCCGGGCUUCCUGCAGCGGCGCCGGGCAGGAAGCGGCCGUUGGUGGCGGCUUUCCUGCUCCGGGGGCCCCUGCGGACGGAGCGGGUGGUGCUGGGCCCGGCCCCGGCAAGGGUCGCGUCCUCCCCCUUCUGCCCUGCUGGACGGGGACCGGAGGCUGCGUCCGCGGCCCCGCAGGGUGACCUCGGGGGACAAGCGGGACCGCCCCGCGCCCGCAGCCGCGCACCGGGCCCGUAUCUGAUGCCCUUGGAGCUUCGCUGAGUCAGACGGGGGGAAGCGCGGCGUCCCCCCGACCUUACCGGGCAUUGGCUGGGAGCGGGCGGGCAGCCCCGGGGCGGGCCGGGCACCGGGAUAAACCCCCGAGCACGGCCCCGGUCCGGGUGCCGAGGGCUCGGGGGCCGGAGGAUGCUCCUCAGGGUGUGGAUCCUCUGCUGCCUGCUCCUCACCCUGCUCCAGCGCGGUAAGAGCAGCCCGGAGCUGGGGCUGUGCGGUGCGGCGAGGGGGUAGCAGCCGGGUGGACUGCAGAGAGGUGCCCAAGAGGUCGGGCGCGGGGUCUGGCCUGGCAAUGAGUCCCCACAGGCCCCCUGGCCCAUCUCUUUCCUCCAUUCCACCGUGUCCUCUCCUGCCCUUCCCUUGGAGGAUGCUCUGGGCAGGGUUUGCCCACAGGGUUGGUGCUUGCUUGAAAACCAUUCUGCUUCUUGCCAAUGCCAAAGCAGAGCCAGGAGCCUCCUGCUCCCGUUCCCUACCCUCAGUACAGUCACCCCUGUUCUGCUCAGCUUGGUCUGGGAGGAGGAGGAGGUGGCAUGUCUGAGGUGCUGGGAGCAUCCCAGCUAAUGCUCCAGUGCAGCCCUAGCACCCACUGUCUCUUUGCUGCAGGGUGUGGGGACACAGACUAUGGGGACCUCGAGGAUGAAGGUUACUACAUGUACCUGGAUGAGGAUGAACUGCCGGAGGUGCUGGGGGGGGCAGCCCGCUGCCAGGACACCUACCAGGACUGGAUCUCUCUGUACUGCUGGGCUCCUCUCCAUGCCACCCUCAUGACCACCCCCGAGGGCAGCCGCUGCUGCUGGGACCAGAUCAGCAGCACCUACAGUGAGCUCUCUGGCUGCACCCAGCUGCUGGCCCAGCUCCUCUCCUGCCCCUGGCCCAGCUCUGUCCUCGACGCCUUCUUCCUGCAGGUUCAUGCUGAAUACUUCAUCAACUGUACAGGGGCUGAGCCCCCCCGGCCGAGCGUGAUGCCCCCCAGGCUGGCUCUGGCUGUGGCCAUGGGGCUCAGCUGCCUCGUGCCCCUUGCAGCAGCUGUCGUGCUCAGCAGAGCCCCAAAGGGGGCUCACACCCCGGCCCCUGCCUGCCCCCAUGCCUGUGAGCAGCCAGCGGCUGCCCCCUCCAUUCCCAGUCCUGGGAAUUGAGGGGUGGGCCGGGGGUGCAGGGGACAGGGCAGAGCAGUGAUGGGGGUCUGGGCAUCC